Molecule: messenger RNA, 2585 nt
Organism: Macrobrachium nipponense
Lineage: Eukaryota; Metazoa; Arthropoda; Malacostraca; Decapoda; Palaemonidae
Product: facilitated trehalose transporter Tret1-2 homolog
Exons: 7
Coding region: 545-2080 (511 amino acids)
Biological process (GO): transmembrane transport
Cellular component (GO): membrane
Molecular function (GO): transmembrane transporter activity
Source: RefSeq, a predicted model, not a curated record
AAAUUCAUUGUAACUUAUUCUGUGAUCUCAUCGCAGUCUUAAUCGCUUUAUGAAAGGGAGUUUUUAUCAGAUACGAAAUUCUAGAGCGAGUCAUUCUUGGACAUUCGUUGAGUACAAUUCACCCAGCAACAUAGAUAAGAAUAAUAAUGAAAACAGCUUGCAAGUUAUAAAGAAAGAUGGAAAAUAAAAACCAAAAUGCAUACAUAAAAAAAAAAAAACAUGAUUGUUGAAAGAUAUCGGGUGGGUGCUGCUGCCGACUCAGAAAUGCAACCGAAGUCAUUCUCGUCGCCACGCUCCGAGAAUAAGCAGCGUUGAUGUGGCCUGAGGAUAUUAAGCCAAAAGGAGGACUUGACGUUAUUAUCCAACGUCUUCUUCUUCUUCUUCUUUCGGAACUCACAUCGAAUCCUUGUCCCUCUUUGUGGGCUUAUAUAAGCCGCCCGCUCUUCUUCUUUUUUUACCACUCGCGAUAAGAGGUUCGAAAUAGAUAUAGUAGUAUAUCUUCGUAUCUCGGCGUAAGCAGCUCCAAAAAAGAAGUUGGACAGGUAUGGGUUGCGAACGUGUGAUGACAAAUGCAGAUGAUUCUGAAGCAGAAACGGGACUGGACGUCAACAAUGCAGGUUCAACUUCGCCAGGAGACUCCAAGAAUUUGCCCACGACGAAGCUACUUAGACAGUGCCUGAUAGUGCUGGCUGCUAGCUUCGUGUACAUCCCGACGGGUAUGAUCCAGAUGUGGAACAACGUCUUCGCCACUCACACAGCGGACAGCAAUAACACCAUUUCAGGUCACGAGAUCACGUUAGUGCCAUGGCAGAAGGAUUUGGUCGCAAGCAUCGCAGAGAUGGGAGGAAUGGCCGGGUACAUAACAGCUGGUUACUUUGUUCGUCUCAUCGGCAGAAAAAGGUCCCUAAUUCUGACUGCCUUGCCAGCUAUGGUCGGAUCAGCAGUCAUUGUACUGGCUGGCAAUGCCUAUGUGAUCAUUGCAGGAAGAUUCUUGGACGGGAUGUCGAUUGGUAUGGCGUAUGUAACAGUGAACACCUACGUCUCCGAAGUCUCCGAUACGUCGGUCCGCGGAGCCUUCUGCAUGCUUUCACUCAUGAUGAUGCAGCUGGGAAGCAUCUUCAUGGUGUCAGUGGGGAGCACGCUCCCAUGGUACUACAUGUCUUUAGUGUGCUUGUGCUUGCUCUUCACUCACUGCCUCAUUGUGAUGACCCUUCACGAAAGCCCUUCGUACUUGGCCACCACCGACCGCGAGGAAAGGGCCCUCCAGUUGCUUCAGAGACUGAGGGGACCCGAGAGCGACGUCCACAAAGAGCUGGAUUACCUCAAAACGCAGAACCAAAAGGGCAGCAGCGACAGCUUCCAAGGAUGUGGGGCCCUCUUCCAAAGGCGCCACCUGCUGACAACAUGCCUCCUGAGCGGCAUGUUUUUCAUCAAUGUCUUCAGUGGGAAUCUGGUCUUGAGAGUGAACGCUACUCGCCUACUACAAGACCUAGGUCUGCCUUUGGAGGAGAAGUACACGACCAUCUUCCUCGGCCUGGUUCUCCUUGGUGGGAACGUCAUUUUGACACUAGUCGUAGAUCGUUUGGGACGGCGCCGAUGCCUGAUCGCGUCUCUUUCCAUCGUUGCUGCCUCUUGUGCAUCUCUGGGGACAUUUAUUUACUUUACGGGCAAGAAUUCUUUCGUGGCUGAGCCAGAAAUUGUUGUAUUGAAUUUUCUCAGCGGCGUGGCAAAUACGACAGCGACGCAAGUUGAAAUUUCUAGCUGGCACUUCCUAACUGCAGAGAACUUGGCACCCCUGAUUCUACUGAUGGGCGCUUGUCUCGGGCAGAGUACUGGUAUCGGGUCAAUUGUUUGGGUACUGCCCUCUGAGAUGUUCCCUACCAGUUUAAGGUCACAGGGAACCGGAAUCUGCAUGAUGAUAGGGAGCCUUCUUGGAUUCAGCUCCUUGCAGCUCUACAGUCCGAUGCUGGCUACAUUAUCUCAGGCUGGAAUGUACUGGCUAUUUUCAAGCGUUGCCUUUGGCGGCAUCUUCUACGUCUACUUCUUGUUGAAGGAGACUAGUAAGAUCAAAGUUGGCUGAGGGGACCUCUGUCUAAGGCAGCAAAACGGAAAAAAUUACCAGAAACAUUCUUAGAUUUUCUUCAAAACUUUGCUUGAAGGCUCAGAGUCAUGCGAGAUUCUCCAUUCGCUUCUGCCCAAGGAAAACCUGCAGCAUCAAAAGGGGCUACAGUGGUCUUCAGCAAAGAAAGAAGUUUGGAUAUGUCAUUUUGUUGUGUAUUUGAAUAACUUUAAAAGAAUCCCUAGAAAAUUCAACUUUGCCAAUCAGUGAUUUAACAAACAAACAAAAGUCAAAACAGGGAAACCAUACUUGUGACAGUGUUAUUUGCUUAGGUGUACUGUUUCCUACGAAAAGACAAGGGCAUUUAUGAUUAUACAGUGAUGUACAUUUAUGUUACUUCAUCAUUAUCCUUCAAGAGACCUAAUUACUUUCACCUAUAUAGAAUGGAAGGAAAUCUUUUCUUUAUACUUCUUUUAUUCUCUGCUUCUCUGGACGAAAUAAAUUAAAUGUGGAAAUAUCGGCUUUA